Messenger RNA from Lucilia sericata (common green bottle fly), 759 nucleotides. RefSeq names its product histone H1A-like. Gene Ontology annotation, molecular function: DNA binding. Gene Ontology annotation, cellular component: nucleosome. NCBI's taxonomy places the organism in Eukaryota, Metazoa, Arthropoda, Insecta, Diptera, Calliphoridae. Gene Ontology annotation, biological process: nucleosome assembly. Bases 152 to 676 code for a protein of 174 amino acids. The transcript is spliced from 2 exons. The record is from RefSeq and is a predicted model, not a curated record.
UAGCCAGGAAGUUUGGUUCAAUAUUUAAAAACAAAUUUAUAUUGAAAAAUUUAUUUUAUGAAAUUAUUUUCAAAUAUUCAACAACAGAAAACUCGAAAAAUAUAUUCUUUAUAAGUAUAAUAAAACGUUAUUUACGAAAUAACUUUAAGAAAUGAACACCAACGAUCAAAAUCAAUAUGGAUCAUCAUCCGCUGAAAGCUAUGCACCCUUUAUACCUAUGACACCCAAAUCAUCUGAUGCUGCUUCCUUUAGAGAGCCGCACCCAACAACUAAAACCAUCUCAACGAAAAACAUGAUGAAACAAGCCAUAAAAGCUCUUGCCCAGAAUUCUCGCAAAGGUUUCUCACUGGCGAGUAUACGUAAAUAUAUUUUGGAUAAUUUUCUUCAUACUGCAAGCGAUUUAAAACAUCGCAUGCCUUUUAUGAAAAAGAUCUUUAAGACUGCUCUCGAAACCGGUGAAGUAGUUAGUGUUAAGGGUGUUGGUUUAAAUGGAUCAUUUAGAGUACCCGCUACAAGUUCUUUACAUAAGAAUGCUAAGAAAAGCAAGAGGAAUAAGGAAAAACAGAAGAGGAAGGCGACCAAGAAAGUUGGAAAGAGGCUUAAAGUCAAACGAAGACCAGCUCUUAAGCCUAAGACAGUAAAAAAGGCCAAACGAACAUUUUCAGCGAAAAUUUAGUUUAUGUUGAAGUUAUUUUUUGUUCAAUUAUAUUUUAUAAUAAAAUUUAAAUACGUUUUUAUAUUCUUAAUUAACAAGUAAAA